Pundamilia nyererei is the source of this 6442-nucleotide messenger RNA. It is a transcript of the gene shisa9a, whose product is annotated as shisa family member 9a. Gene Ontology annotation, biological process: regulation of short-term neuronal synaptic plasticity; regulation of AMPA receptor activity. The record is from RefSeq and is a predicted model, not a curated record. Bases 362 to 2053 code for a protein of 563 amino acids. Lineage: Eukaryota; Metazoa; Chordata; Actinopteri; Cichliformes; Cichlidae. The transcript is spliced from 4 exons. Gene Ontology annotation, cellular component: postsynaptic density; dendritic spine membrane; postsynaptic membrane.
UGCGGCUUGUGUCUCUGCCUACUCCCGUGCGUAAGUGCGCACAGACAGAGGAGUGAAGUGAUGCACUCCCGAAAACGCAAAAUCUGAGCCUGAUAAAAAAGACAAAAACCUUCUGGGAAAGGCGUCUAAAUGCGCACUCGCUGGAGAGGAGUUCAGUUAAGUCAAGUUUAAUCCACAUAGGGUUUUUUGUUUUGUUUGUUCUUUUUAUUCCGCGCGUUUGUUUGUGGAUAAAGAUACGCGAGCAAAGAUGUUCAUCAGCGCGGAUAUUUCUGGACUUUUCGGCAUAUCAUGACCGUGCGCCCUGUCCCCUCUCUUCAGGUCUUUUCGUUUCCGCGCGAAGUUGAACGGAGGAGAGAGCACAAUGAGAGGGAAACACUUUCUCCCCUGCUUCUUGUUGCUCAAACUUAUGGCUCUCGUGUGCAAGGCUGGCGGGAUUCCAGGAGCGCUCGGGGGAUUCGUAAUGAUCGCCACCUCGAACGGCUCCACGCCGGAGGAGAGCGUGUCCGAGCAGACCCCGCACACGGAGGAAAGGUGUCGGGGUUACUACGACGUGAUGGGCCAGUAUGACCCGCCGUUCAUCUGCAAAACGGGCGUGUAUUUGUACUGCUGCGGUACCUGUGGCUUCCGCUUCUGCUGCUCCAUCAAGGAGUCGCGGCUCGACCAGGAAACCUGUACAAAUUAUGACACCCCGAUGUGGAUGAAGAGCGGGCAGACACCCUACAAGAAAACGAACAAGCCUCACGACAGCACCAAAGACAAGACGAACUUAAUAGUUUACGUCAUUUGUGGAGUAGUGGCGAUUAUGGCUCUUGUGGGGAUUUUCACCAAGCUGGGGCUGGAAAAGGCGCACCGACCCCAGAGAGAGAAUAUGUAUAGGGUCGUCGCCAAUGUGCUGCAGGGCGGGUGUCCAGGUGAGCAGUAUCGCGGGGAAGAGGCCCUAGGGAUGCAUUCGCAGCACUAUGUCGCCAGGGCCACAAACAUCCAGGGUGGCCAGAUUAACAACAACGUGGGACCGGCUUCAAACAUGGGCCAGCAGCACCCUUACCCUGCCCUCGGCCAGCUGUCUCACGUCUAUGAACAGCACCAGCAACAGCAACAGCUCCACCAACAGCAGCAGCAGCAACAGCAGAACAAGGAUCUCAACAAGUACGCCUCUCUGAAGGCUGUAGCUGCCAAGUACAACGGCGAACUGUACAACAAGCGUCGCCUGAUGGUAGAGAUGCCAGCAAAAGGACUUCCUCUGCAGCCCAUGGGCAACUCCCGACCAUCCAUGGCGUCCAUGGGCAACAUGUCAUCAGUGACUCCUCAGAUGACCACCAACCCCAUGGCUUCAAACCCUAUGAGCGCCAACCCUAUUAACCACGUCAUGACCCCAAUGACUUCAAUGACACCCAUGACCUCGCUCACCCCAAUGACUUCUAUGACUCCUAUGACUUCCCUCACCCCUAUGACCUCCAUGACUCCUAUGACUUCUUUGGGUCCACUGACUCCAGAGCCAGUGGCCACUUACGUCACCGAGAUGCCCAGCAUCUCCUCUGUCUCAACCCUGCCGACAGAACGGCACAUAGCCGCUGGAGGAGGAGGGGGACACAAGCCAAACGGCCAGAAACCCAAAGUCAGCCAUGGUCACACUGCCCACAGCUCUCACAGCUCUCACAGCUCUCACACUCAUCUUCACAGCCACAGUAGCAAGCCACCAGGACUUGGGGCUACCUCCCUGGCACACAUGGCGGGGACCAUGCCAGGUGGCACAUCCCUGGGCAUCUCCAGGGCUGCUGAGACUGUCAUUGGCCACGGCUCAGCUACAAUGGGCCGCCCACUGGCGUACAGUUCCAAUACAAUUGCGUCCUCACAUGCGAUGGGGCUGGGGCUGAAGGGCUGGGACGGGACUGAGACGGUGGGCCGGAGGAAGACCUACGGGCACAAGAGGCCUCAGUGUACCAUCCUGGAACCGAACCAGCUCCACAGCACUAGAGGCCACAGCCACAGCCAACACUUCCUCCCCACACAGCCCUACUUUGUGACCAACAGCAAGACAGAGGUGACAGUGUGAGAGAGAAAGACAAGAAGAAAUAAAAAGAGAGGAACAGGAUGCAUGUGGAGUGGUGACACGAGUAAUCUCUGAGUGGAGAUACAGUACCAGCUCUUGAGAUGUUCAAACGUGCAGAUCUUCACGUGUGUUUGUGUGUAGAAGUCGAGGGUCGUUGGUUUACUGUGUCCGAGUGGUCCUUGUUUCACAAACAAAGUUCACGACGAAAUCUCUCUAAAAGACCUUUGCUGUCAAAAGGACGGCCCCCGAGUAGGUGGCAUCUGUAACCAUACUAACAAAGAGCCUACAGAGCAGGGAUGUCUUUACACUUGUGGUGAUAUUAGAAUGUUGUCUCACAGCCAAUAUCUACUCCAUAAUGAUACCGAUAUUGGAGAAUUACAGUGCGACUGCUCUCAGAUGGGAAACUGCUGAUAAAAAAAAUGGAUUGGUUUAACAAACCAAACCUGAGAAGCAAUAUAAGGGAUCAGCUGUAGGCACUGAAGCAUCACGGGUAAUGAGAAAUACAGCAAUUACCCAUAAACCUCUUGACAAGAGGUGUGCUCACCUGUCCAGCAAAUACUGAAGGGUUUGGAAGAAAAAACACUUCCUCGUGAUUCACACCCAAAUCUCCCGAGGGCUUUCCAGCAGACACACACGAUGAGGGCCCUGGGCUUUGGACUGCAGACAUGAAGGCUUUGUACUGUGGCUUUUCACACGCACCUCCUUGAGCUGUGCGGCUGAAGGUCUCCCUUUUCCACAAGAAACUCCAGCACAGAGAGCGGAUGCUGUGGCACUGGUUUUAUUUUGUUCUGAUCUCGUCUGCGUGAUGACAGCUGACCCAGGGGAGGGACAGGGAGGCCGGGACGAAGCAUCUGCAUGAUGAAAAUGCACACAUUCAGAAAUACACGGACACGCAGAGUUACCACACAGUUGGGUUUUUAAUUAUUGAUGCCAGUGAAUUUAACUGGCAUCAAAAUUAAAUAGGUUUGAAAAUGCUCUUUUACGUGACACUUUUGACUUUUAGUAAUGGCAGCUACAUCAAAAAGACCAAUGUAAUCCAUGCACACACAGGAAACAUCUUUAAGUUUUCAAAAAACAUUAAAUUGCACAUUUAAAAAACAUUUUAGACAACAUGCUAUGUGGUAUAUGAGAAGACUGAUGCCACCUCUACAUGUCUCUGUGUUAAAUUUAAUGCUAGAGGCAGCAGAUAAUUAACCUAGCCUAAAAAAUAAAUAAAUAUAUGGAAUGAAUGUUAGAAACAGGAGGGGGAACCAUUAGCCCAGUUCUGUGCAAUCGAACAAUAAUGAAAUUGCCUUCAGGGACCUCAAAACAUCACUAAUUAAGAUGUUACAUCUACUUUAUUUAUUCUGGAAAAAAAGAAACCUAAGAGUAAAAAGGACAUCCUGUGGUUUUAAGUGGGGGGGUAUAUGUCAGACUUCACACUAGGUUGCCAGGCAACAAACUGUUGAACUAUUCCUCUAAAAGAAUUAAUAAAUAGUGCAAAAAAAAAACCAAAAACCCAACCGUGUUCUAAUGUAGCCGUGGUGAGGAUGAUCACGCUGGAAGCAGACAAAAUGACUAAUUUAAUUUAGACUUUGUGUGUGUGUUCCUUUUUUCUGAGUGUGCAAAGAUGAGACAUGCCCAGACAUUUUUACAAAGUGGACCAAAUGUAAGAGUUCUGACCUCUCAUCGUGUUAGAGUUUACAGAGCUCUGGGAUUUAAAAAGUCCUAAAACUGCCACAAAAAGAGCGCAAAGAACAAACACCUUGCUGUCGCCCGCGAGGCACUGCCACGAGAAGCUAGUCUCGAUCAGAUCACUAACUGUACUCAAGCUCCAGCUGAAAAAAAGAAACCCGGCACAACCAGCUGUAAGAAUCUAUCUGGGUUACAUGACUCAAACAUAAAAAUAAAUCCCCUUAAAUCUGGCAAAUAGGCCAAAUCUUCUAAGGGAUUCUCAAAGCCUAUUUGCUUGUUUUUUUCAUAUAAGAUAUAUUAGCAGCAGCAGCCACUGUUAUCAUGUAAAUCUUGUCUUCUAAAGUGCUUCAUCCACCUCUAUUAAUUCAGCGAAUUAAGAUGCUUUUUAAGUGAUCAGACUGCACUAAAAAUGAGAAGCAUUUGGCAGAAGCGUAAACACAGUUGACAGCAGACAGCAUCCCACUAACAAAGACAGAUUGUGAGGGCAUUUUUGGAUAGAGAACAAGGAAGAAAAAAGCCGGGGGGGUGUUUAAAGUAGGAAAACCUGAGAGGGAGAGGGCCACGUGACAAUCUUGUGAGAGUAAAGGAUAUGAAUAUCAGCGUAUACCUGAGACAGUUUUUUGCCGGCAUCAGCUGCACUGCAAGCAGUUUGGGCACGUUAUGGAUGGAGGUGUAAAAGGAGAACCUAAUACUGCAGUAAUACUGCAGGUUCUAAGUCGGACACGAGAAGAAACACCUAGGCCAGCUGAGCGCAUAGAUAAGGGGCUCUGAGGGAAUAUUUUUCCCCUCAUGCUGUGGAGCCCCCUGCUGCCUUCACGAUCACGUGACUGUAACCCGAGGCCAGAUUGAAGGCAUGGAACAGGAUUUAAUAAGUCAUCAGAGCAUUAAAAUGUGUCACCUACACACUUAACACACGCACACACACACACACGUGCGCACGCAUGUCGCGAACACAUUACAGGGUGGACUCUGCUUUCCUUGUGUUCCCACAGUGCCGAGCGGCAGGUGUCAUCACAGCAGAGAGACCAAGAGUCGGUACUGUUACCGCGCCUGUUGUACAUGAAAGACUGUGAAACUCCAGACCAUGGCCCUUUGUAGCGAUAACUGAUAUUAUGCUUUUUAUAUAUAAAUAUAUAUAUAUAUACAUAUAAAUUUACAUAGCCUUUCUCUCUUAAUCUAUUUCUUUUCAUCCUUUCCUCUUCUACACUUUUCCCCCUCCUCUUAUCCUUUUCUCUGUCAGUCUAAGGAGAAAGACCUUCAAAGUAAAUAUGUGAGAGAAAACAAAAAUGGGGCUGCGAUGAAUCUUUUCUGUAACAACAAAGUUCAGGCACAGUAAGACUGUGAGUCAUAAUAAGUUACCUUGAUAGACGUGAUUGGUUUCCCCGUGCACACUGUUCUCGCAGGAACUCCAAGUGAUCGAGUCUGCGAUUCCAGAAAAACGUUAUUUUGUACAACUGCGUGUCCUGUUGAACACUGCACACAUUUCACUGUUCACAAAGUGUGUGUUUGUGUGUGUGUGUGUGUGUGUGUGUGUGUAUAUCCAACCCUGGCUGAUGAUUUUGUGAUUAUUGUCUUUGAAGGAGUCAAAUUCAAACAAAGUCAUAUUUAAAAAGGAUUCAUAAGACUACAAAUACAUAUAUUUGUGUUUGGUGAUGCUAUGCAGGAUCCCCCCCUUAUACGUUCCUGUUUCCUGGCAGAUUGUGUUGUUUAGGACAGAGUUGAGAAACAGGUCAGUGUUCGCUGGACGUACAUUAUCAGACCCAAUUGGCUUAAUCCAGCAAGGCAGAAAUGUGGAAAUGUGAACCCUCCAUGCAACCUCUUGCUGGCAAAUCUUUGAAAGCUCAUCCAGCUCUGCGAAAGCAGCCAGCGGAACAAUUCGUAGGACGGUGGAAACAGUUGGCAAACAAAAAAGCAACCAACAAACCCCCCACCUCCCCCAUUGCUCAUUGUAACAGCCAAAUAAACCUGAUAUAAAGGAGGGAAUUUGUUUGAGCUGGCUGUGUCAUGGUUGAUAGGGUCAGGGCCACAGAUGAGUGGGUUCAGGAGGCAGUCAUGUCUGACAUUCCUCAUCAGACGAGUCAGCCAGACAAAAAAAUGCCAGAGCAGAAGGACACAGGUAGUCUGCAGGCUUAAAAAAGAGUUCAUUUAUUAGUGCAAUUUUUUUUACAGUCAGUACUGGCUUAACAUACUGCAAUAAUCUAUACGGUAUUAAAACUGCUGCAUAGGGAAAAGUAAUUCAGUGCAAAGUGUGGAAGUUUUCAUUAACUUGUGGGUUGAUGGUGCUGACCAACAGAAAGCUGCACAGUACAUCUUUUGCAUGAGAGUUGUACUCUCAUUUCAAAUUCUAAUCCUAAUAGGAAAUUGUACAAAGGUAUUUCAAAGCAAAAUAUUUUACUCCCUUGCCAACUGCAUUCGCUACAUUUGUUUUAGACCUGCAAAUUUUCGCUGGUCUUGAUAGACGGCCAUUGUUACAGUAAACUACCUGUGUCAACUGCUUUUUAUUAAUGAAUGCAUUGUUAGCGUUCUACCCAACCUGCCCUGUAGACCUGGUCAAAAGUUGUACAGUGUGACAUCAGUGCUGCAUUAAACUAAUUUAUUGAUGAACUGACAGUAAACAGCAGCGAGCAAUGAUCACAAGAACUAAUAUUGAUAAUCAAUCUCCAACCCUUCACGCCCAACUGGUCGCAGCAGAUGGCUGCCCCUCCCCGAGCCUGGAUU